Molecule: messenger RNA, 4773 nt
Organism: Nerophis lumbriciformis (worm pipefish)
Lineage: Eukaryota; Metazoa; Chordata; Actinopteri; Syngnathiformes; Syngnathidae
Source: RefSeq, a predicted model, not a curated record
AUGUCUUCGUACUACAGGUUCCCGUUUCGGAUAAAAGGCGGUCAGGCGAGCUGUGCUGCUGCUUUUUCCGAGGGUCACCCGAACGCACCACGAGGUUAUGUGGACACAGCAUCUUUCACUUUCCUCCGCCGUACAAUGGACUAUAAAAACGAGGAGUCAAAGGCAAGGAAGCUCACUCCGGCUGUGGAUGACAACGCCGAUGAAUAUUUAAUCGACCUGCAGCACAAAAACAGGAUUCUGAAUCGUCUCAAAGUCAAAAGCUAUAAAGAGAUCGAGUUGGAAAGACUAGAACAAGGAUUUUCCAUUUAUUUCAACGGAGCCAAUGCAGAUUCCUGCAAAAAGUGGGAACGGAGCCCCGAACGCAAACACGUCAGCGCCUGCACCACAGAUGUCUGCGAAAGCGCUCAGCGGCUAAGUGAAGAUUUGGAGCCCGGCGAGCAGAGGAGCUGCACCGCCCCCGGGAAGGUCCAGAGGAGAGAAUGGUCGCAGGAUUCAGUCAUAAUCCGAACGGAGGACGGCACCAGUUUGAAGAUAGUCCCGGAAAAGCGCUACUUUGAUGAUUUUGAGCCUUAUGAAAGUAUAGACAUGGAGAGCUCCAGCCCACGCUCCUCGAGGGACACCUGUGCGCUUUCGCGCGCUUUCGCCGCCGGGUCAGACGGUCAGGCGGGACCUGCGAGUCAGGAGCACGGCGAGAAGGUGCUUCUUAAUCUGGAGGAAGUCAAGGUUUUAAGGCGCAGUCUGGAGAACAGCAUGCGGCGAAGCAGCCGAGGCUCGGCGGGAGAGGAGUCAGACGAAGAGUGGGUGGAGGAACAACUGGAACGCGCCGAGAGCACCGAGAGUCUCGACGAACUGGGACUUCCCGUGUCGUCCUCCAAAUCUUCGGCCAACUCUCGAGCCGGCGGUCCGCAGAGUCACUUCGACCCGGCCAACCUCAUUGUCCUCGACUUUGGACCGGCGCUGAAAGGUCGCAAACUUGAACGUUCAUUGUCAGCUAAGAGAAAAGAAAACAGCGACUCCUUCAUACCCGCCAAACCACUUCUGGUGAAAAGCAAAACGUUAGAUAUACCACCUUCAAAAGACAGCUGGGGUCAUCCGAGGCCAAUAAGUCAAGCAGAGAGGCCGCUAUCGGCCACCCGGAGAGUUUCCAAGCCGGAGAGAGACCCGGACGAGGUGGCUCUCCAGGUGUGUCAAGCCAUCCAGAGAGAAAACCACAGUCCUGAUCUUUUUUCUCGCAAAACGGGCAGAGGGCAGCAGAUGAUGAACGGCUUAGCGCGCAGCAACACUGACGAUAAAGAGGAGAGUGGUGUCGCCGUGGCCAUGCAGCGAAUCACUCUCAUGGGAUCCAGGGAGCAGCACAAACUGCUGAAAGCCUUGGAGGAGCUCGAAUCUGCGCCCCCAUCCAACAAUCCUCAGGGUUUCCAAGCAGAAUCCGCCAAACCCCCGCCGAGGCGCUCGUCCGAGGUCCCGCCUGCUCUUUACAUCACCAUGGAGAUCCUGUCCAACUGGGGCCACCGGAUGCUGGUGGGCCUGACUGAACUACAGUUUUUGGGCCCGAGUAACAAGAAGCUGUAUGUGUCGCCGCACGACCUGGACAUCAGGAAUGCCGACUAUCCCGGGAAUCUACCGGCACUCGUCAACGGCAAGGCUAAGACCACCAAGGAGCGCCACAUGUGGACGUGCCCUUUCCAUCCCCCCAUCCAGCUCUACUUCAUCAUCCGCAAUACGGAGCGCUCGGCGGAUUUUCGGAUCUCUCGCAUCAAAAUCUGGAACUACAACCGAAGCCUCAACGAACUUGACAUCGGCGCACGCCACGUGAAGUUGUACCUGAACAGCACGCUCGUAUUUGAGGGCGAGCUAGAGCGUGGUUGCGGCAACCAAAUUUUCGACUACAGCACCACCGUGGAGCUCCAGGACUUCCAGACAGAAUCCUUAUUUUCCAGCCCUUCCUCUUCAGGGUACAACCUCCGGGGGGCCACCCCCCAUCGCCACGAUGACGGUACAGUGCACCAGCACCUCAGUUCCACUCUGCCGGCGUCAGAUGCAUCCGACCAGGCUAUGACGGACACUCAGGAAAGCUCUCGGGCUCCCCUUCCUCCCCUUUCCGCUCGGCGUUCCUUCGAAGAGCACGUGCCGGCGACGACUGUCACUGUGCAGCCGUCGUCCUCGAGGAUGACCCCACAGUGGCUGCAGCCCUUGAAGCGAGCCGCCCCCGAGGGCUGCGAGGCCGGUCGCGAGCGACCGCGCUGGCUCGUGCCUCAGCAGCCCCCCGCUGAGGCAAAAUCGUUGCUUCCGGAGCUGCCGUGUAACCCUGGUCGGGUGUGCAGGGGCGGAGAGCGGGCAGCCAACGGGGCGCAGCGGAAAGCAGAUUCUCUAGACCUGGACUGUGACCUGCUGGACGAGCUUGGGGAGCAAAAGCACGAGAGGCCGUUUAGCGGACGGAGGAGCUCCUUGAGAAAUAGGUUGACGGAGGAGCAACACAAGUCAAACACAGAAGCCAACGCCAGCAGGAGGCAGCGGACCCCGCGACCCCUGGGCCACAGCCACCGGGACGACACCCUAAUGGAAUCGUGGGACUCCCUCACCAAGUUCAACCAGUGCCAACGCGGUCGCAUCUCUAACACGGGCUUGGACGGGGAGGUCUUUGAGGACUUCCAGCAACAACACGGCCGGGGCUCCCCGGCCGCCCCCGUCAACCUCUCCGCUGCGGCCGCCCGCCCAUCUUCGAACUUUCCCGCCACCCGAGGGUUUCCGGGCGACGGCCCUGACGGGGAUUGCUUUCCGGAGCAGGAGGAAGAGUUUGAGAUCCCGGUGCUCCCCAAAGGCCAACGCUUGGUCAUCAACAUUCUCUCCACUUGGGGGGACCGGCACUACGUGGGCCUCAACGGCCUAGAAGUCUUCAGCUCCAGUGGCGAGCCCCUCCGACCGGCUCGCAUCAACGCCGACCCACCCGACAUUAACAUACUCCCGGCGUACGGCAAGGACCCCCGCGUGGUGACCAACCUGACCGACGGCGUUCACCGCACGCAGGAUGACAUGCACCUGUGGCUCGCCCCAUUCACACCUGGUCGGCGCCACACUGUUUUCCUGGACUUUGGACACGCCCAUCAGAUUGCCAUGAUCCGGGUGUGGAAUUACAACAAGUCGCGCAUCCACUCUUUCCGGGGCGUGAAGGAGGUGGAGAUGCUGCUCGACGGGAGGUGCAUCUUCCGGGGCGAGAUCGCCAAGGCUUCUGGGACUCUUUCGGGAGGAUUGGAUCAAUUCGGAGACACAAUUUUGUUCACGACUGAUGACGACAUCCUUGAGGCCAUGUCCCGUUAUGAUGAAACAUUCCUUGGUGAGAGUGAAACGUCAGACAAUCCGGUACACGAAGAGGAGCUGCGUCGACCGCGAACUGCCGACGGCGAGGGCGAAGAACGACCUUUUACGCAGGCCGGCUUCCGAGAGGAGGACCUCGCUGCGAAACUUCAACUCAACGUCAACGUAAGCCAGUUGGAAAACACAGAGCAAAUUCCUGGGAUGUACACCGGAAAGUGCCUUCGUUUGGAGCUAGUGUCGACAUGGGGAGACUCCCACUACGUAGGCCUGACGGGACUGGAAGUAGUCGGGAAAGAUGGGGACGGUUUACCCUUGGAUCUCAGUAUCGUGGCCGCCUCACCCGAGGAUCUCAACGAGCUUCCAGAAUACAGACAUGACUGGCGUACCCUCGACAAGCUUAUCGAUGGCCACAACAUCACCACGGAUGACCACCACAUGUGGCUGAUCCCUUUCUCCUAUGGAGAACCUCAUACGGUGACCAUCACCUUCCCUCAGGCGCAGACCAUCGCCGGGCUUCGCAUAUGGAACUACAACAAGUCGCCUGAGGACUCGUACAGAGGGGUAAAGGUAAUCCAUGUAAUACUUGACGACAUCGCCAUUUCGCCAGUUGAGGGCUUCCUUAUCAGGAAAGGACCAGGAAACUGUCAUUUUGACUUUGCGCAAGAGAUCCUAUUUGUGGACUAUCUUCAGAUAUCCGUUGAAAACAAGACACACUUCAACUGUGCCCACUUCAGGCGAAGUGCCAAGAAAGCAGAACAAGCCAGCAUGGACUAUGAAGCUCCCAUCAUGCCUUGUGGAUUCAUCUUCCAGCUACAACUGUUAACCACCUGGGGAGACCCGUACUACAUUGGCCUGAAUGGUCUUGAGUUCUACAACCAGAAUCAUGAGAAGAUCACCCUCAGCGAUAAUAACAUCGCCGCUUUCCCAGACAGCGUUAACGUCCUGGACAACGUGAGUGGUGACGUGAGGACUCCAGAUAAAUUAAUAGAUGGUGUCAACAGCACUCAGGAUGGAAGACACAUGUGGCUUGCGCCUGUGCUACCUGGACUAGUGAAUCGUGUUUAUGUCAUCUUUGACCAGCCAGUGACCGUGUCCAUGAUUAAGCUUUGGAAUUACUCCAAGACCCCGCUGAGAGGAGUUAAAGAAUUUGGGCUGCUUGUGGAUGACCUCCUAGUGUACAACGGCAUUUUGGACAGUGUGAACCAUGUGAGCCGCGGCAUUCUUCCCACGUGCGACGUGGCGGUGCCAUAUCACACCAUCCUCUUCACCGACAACGCCUAUAUCGCGCAUCGCGAAAGGAACACUGUCAUCAGUAAUUAUGUGGAAGACCAGGAUGUGAAGAUGACCAAUGAGAAUCAGAUCGUCCAUCACAACAAAAAGAAGCAGGCAGCGGACCCAGCUCUUCGGCCCAAAACCUGUAUGACUGACGUGGGAAAACCGGGACAGAGGAGAUACUGA